AAAGGAAAAAGAAAUGCAGAGCAAAUCCCAGGAAGACGGUAGCAAACACACUUGAAAAUAAAGAGGACGGAGAUAAAAACAAUGAAUGGAUGCGCAGAAGGAUUCUGCUCUCAGCCAAUCACAGCAUCCGUGUCCCCUCCUCCUUGCAGUUCUGCUGUGUGAUUGGCUGGUGGGGGCAGAGCUGCAGCGAAAGAGAGAGACUGACAGGAGGAUAAGACAGAAGAAGCUGUCAGCUGAGGACAGCUCUGCUGGUCACACCUGCGUCUCGCUCUCUCUUUGCCAGUGGCUUCACUGCCUCCCUCGACCUCUGAGCUGCUGUGUGUCUGUUGCUCGUUGCUGCUUUCUGAUUCCUAAGAGGGAGAGAGGUUUGAUGCGAUGGACCUGCUGCCCACUGACUGCUGCUGCUGCUGCUGCUGUUUACACCACGGCAUCAUGGGAGCCGUAGUUUCGGCUGCAGUGCUCGAGGACAGCUGAUUAGCCACAGAUUGUGGGUCAGAGUUUGGAGGUGUGAGCGGGUGCGCGGUGGAGUAUCAACAACAACGCUCUCUCUGUCCACUCACUCUGGUUCUAUCUCUGCAGUCUCCUUCCUCUGAUCUCUCCAUCUUCCUUUCACUCAUCAAUUCCUUUCACCUCUCUCUGAUUGGGACCUGUCACAGGAAGAGGGAGGAUGGGCUGUCGCUUCACUCGGGCCAAGUUUCAUGUUACACAGCUGGAAGCUGUUCGACCUGAUGAGCUGAUCAGACCAAAGCCCACUUCAGUCACGUAACAGGCAGAAAGCUGCAUCUGAUGCUUGUUGGAGUGGAGCUUCCAUUUCUGCUGACUGGAAACGAGGCGCUUCACGCUGAAGAAGUGAGCGAGCAGCAAUCAGUGCCAAGACCCAUGAAUCUGCUCAUCACCGACUCCAAGAGGAGCUGCACUUUGUGGAUGAGUACGGGCAGCCAAUCACGAUGCAGGUGGAGGGCAGGAGGGCCCACGCCCACAGGAGGCGGCGGUCCCACACAGAACGACAGUGGGAGGCCCUGAGAGUAAUGGGCCUGAUGGAGGGACAGCACGGCCAGGGCAAUGGCUACCGGGCCGGGCCUUACUACGGUCACAUGACAAUGACCCCUGACCUGUACCCCACCAGUGGUCACAUGAUGAUGCCCCCUGACGUCUAUCCACCCAAUGGGUAUCUGUCCAGGGCGUCGAAUGAGCAGCCCCCAGGCGGGGGCUACCUGCCCACCGUGUCCUACAGCUUGGAUCACCUAGACCGACUGGACUACCAGGUCCCUCGCUGCUUUGUGUCCUGUUCUGUUCCUGCGCUUACACAGAAAGACUGUUAUUUUAUCUGCACGAUUACUUUCCUGUUGCAGAGUCCAGAAAUGUUGCCGUACCAGCCGAACUCAGAGAACUGUCUGAUUGGCUGCUACAACACCGAAGACAUGGAGCCGAAGAACUUCUCCAGACAGUCCGACUAUCGUCCUGCUUGGCGGCCCGACCGUCCUCUUGGAUUCCUUCCUCUCAGUGAGCUUGACAGCGGUCUGGGUUGUGGCCCUGGUAGCCCUCACCACAGGGUGGCGCUGUCUGAAGCCGAGACGGAUGCCAUGUCGUCACUGCCAGGCCACACAGCUUCCUCUCAGGGCUCCUCCUCUUCCUCAGAGUCCCUGAUCUCAUCUGAACUCAGUGACUCGGGCUUCCACAGUGUCAGCACGGGGGAGCACAGACGGUUGCACAAGAUUCACGGAAACCAUCGACAAGCUCACCAUUUGCGCUCAAGCCACUCCCCUCGAGAGCAGAGGGGACGCUGGGACUUGGAGUCCAUCCCUGAGACGACGCUGAUGUCUCAUCCUGGAGCAGCGCAGGCCUCUCGCUGCACUGUGGGGAACAGUACGACCACAACUGUUCACUUCCACAGAGCUGAAAGAAGUCCCACAUUACCACGCCACCACUCGCCACCCUCGCCUUCAGCCGGCUGCCGUACUGAGCCCUGCCAGCGAAGGGCACUAUGGUUGGAGCAACAGCAGGGAAGAGUUGGCACAAUAGAGGCUCCGGGCCGGAGUCGAACAAUCAACGACUUAAGUCUAGGACAACGACAACGCAGAGCCAGUCAUCCAAACACGACUGAUCCAAACAUGCUGACAACCAAAGCCCAGUACAACCAGUCAGGGGCAGCCAGCAGCACACUGGGGCCAAGGAGCAGGGCCAGUUAUCCCAGUAACACAGACAGAACCAGUCUGAACAACCAUCCCAACACAAGAAACAGCAAGGCUACUAACCGCAGCAGAGAAGAAGACGCCCUCUCUAAGAGUCCUGGGUCCGGGUCUAGUGGGGUGUCAGACUGGCGUGGCUUUCAGACUCUUGGCAGUUGCAAUGGAAACAAUAAAGUUUCCUCUUCACCUUCAUACAGCACACUGGGGGCUCUGCAACGUAGCCCUGCGUCACCACCGUCUCCUCGCUCCAGACUGUCCAACCCAAAGUCAGCCAGGAACCAGAUGCUCAGAGCCAGAGCUUACCGACUGGCCCGGGAGCGCAGCGAAGUCACGACAGACGAGGAGGUGCGAGGAAGGGCAGAGGGGGGAGGUGAGGAGGAGGGGGAGGAGGGCCGAUGGGCGGGGCGGUACUGGAGCCGCACAGAACGGAGACGCCACCUGGCGCUGUCACGGCAACAAAAAGAAAGAAGAGGGGGAGUGGAGGAGCACAACGGCGGGGUCCAGUCGUCUCAGAUGGUGCUGGAGCUCAGCCACAUGAAGCAGAAUCGACUGAGGAACAGCAAGCUGCUCGAUGAUUGGACCACAGUGGAGGAGCUUCUGACUCACGGGACACGAGUGGAGAGCGACAGCCAGCUUUGCCCCAGCCCGCUCUUAUCAGUCACCACUGUAUGAGGGAAACGUGACGUAAGGGACGAAGGUGCUGGUGACCACAGUAAGGUCCAGGAGCGGGCGACCUUAAAAACACAUCUGACAGCAGUCAGAUGCCAAUGCAACAUUUACCAGCACAACACUUAGAUCAGGGAACAAAGACAAAGGAUGGAGAAUUGAGGUAUUUGGCUGGAUGCAGGGAUUCACAGUGUAAUGACACCAGUGUUCCUUUGUUUCCUGGCAUUUCCUGGACACCACCAGUCUGUUCUGGUGAGACCACAGCAUGAGAUCCUCCAAAAUUAUUCCAUCUACGUCUGUCACAGGAACGUGUGAGCUGUGCAGGAAUCCGGUGGAUGUGAAUCUGGAGCCCAGUCAAAGCAUUACUGACCCAGACCAACUGUGGCUGGUCAGAUGUGCUGCCUUGUGGAAAAGCUCCAUCUCCUUCUCUGGUUUACGGCCUUUGUUUCCGUCUCUGUGCCAUAAAAUUCAACCUGGACAGGUUGAACUUGUUAGAGGAUUUGUGCAUCCUCCACACGCUUCUGUCCACAGCACUUCUGAUACUCUGAUCACCACUGAUGAUGAUCUGUCCUGGUUCUUUAGCAGAGUCAUGUCCAGGCCAUUACUCAGAUGUCCUCAUUAUGUGCUGAGGUUCUAUUCCAGGGUUCUGGCUGCAUUCAGUGGAAGGCUGGUCUGUUCCUGGAAUGCUCUAAACUGGGAUAUACCACCCGCUUCAGAUGUUAUCAGCCAUAACGAAUGGGCUGAUCAGAACUUAUCAGCACAUUCGUACGGGCCAGUAGGUGCCUGCUCUGCCUCCUCGCGAUCAGCUAGCAGCUAGCUAAGUUGCUACCUUCAGCAGCUUUAGAGGUUAUUGUGGUUAGGGUUAGGGCUGGAUAACGGGUGGGGGGUUCAGGUUACAGUUAGCUAACACAACACCGCUAGCUAUUUGCUAAGUUAUGCUAGCUAAUAAAUCAAAAACUUCGAUCCUCCCGUCGGAACAACAACCGCUCAACAGCGCCCCUACUGACUCUGCUGGAUAAAUCAUCCGAGCCGUGAUCAACCUUACGGAUCAUUGACAACGAUCUACCGCACCUAUUCACCGCUGCCAGCAGGUAGAGGGGCACCUACCGGCCCAUACUUAUGGCUGAUAACCACUGAUAAUGACCAUUGAAUGGCGGGAUAACGUCCGAAGCCGCUAGAUAUACAGUAUGUACUCUAAAAUGUUGCAAAGCAACAGUUUUCAGAAAGUAUUUAUGUUGUGGUUUUGAGGUGUAGAUGAGUUGCUACAGCCGAGAUACAGUCAGACUGGAUUAGCUUAGCCUUCAUUAACGUGUGCUGAGAAAUGUUGCAUCCUUUAGAGCAAUAUUAAUCACUGUAUAGCAUGUUUCACUGCGUCUGAUGUUCUCACAAUAGGAAAACUAUCUAUUUGAAUUUGGUACAUGUUUGUAUUCGCCCCAGACACAUGACCAUCAACACGGCCAUCAUUUGCUGCCACAGCUGCACACUUGCUGGUCAAAGGCUAAACCUUAGGGUGUCAGAGUAGAAGGUGAUGAUGCAUUUCCUCUGCAGACUCCUGCCACAGGGAUCCCAGACAAAACACAGAGAAAACUGGGAAUCCAGCAUUUGCUGCCGUUUGCCACAGUUUGUGUUUUAGUCAAACCUCUCGUCCUGACCCUUCAGGAGUCUUUGGGUUCAUCUGUUGGGAUCACAAGUCCAAGUGUGACCUUGACAACAGAACUGUCUGUCCCUGAUAGUAACCACUAACACAAAUUUGCAUCUUAUACUUAAACAGGACAGAAAACAGAUCAGAGCAAACCUACAUUUAAUGCUGGAAUGAGAUUUUGUCCAGUCUGUCAAUUCAAGUCAUUAAAUUCAGGUAGUUCCUCCUUAAGUGGUCAGAUGAGUUGAAUGGUGGUUUCAGAACAGGAGGCAGCACAUGAAGGACUCGGGUCAUGAACAGGGUUCAUGUUAUUUAUACCCACUGUUCAAGGCAACUUUGUUACAUAUGAGACAAUGUGAACUUAUUUUCAUAUCCUGUCAGACUCUGGGAGAAGGUGUGUGUCAGAGAGAAAACACACUAUUUGAUACUUGUUAGUAGUGUUUAGCUAAAGAUUGUUAGUUUGGUUUGUGAUAAUGCAGGAACAUUGACUGUACAGCAAAAACCCUACUUAGGUUUCUCGGCUUGAACCUUUGUUUUGCCUCUACCUUCUUCCACCCACAUCCUGAUAAACCAACACGCUGCGUCUGGAGCCGUCACUGUGCAAGUUAAGGUCCGACUGACAAAUUCCCGAAAACGACCUCAAGCCUUGGGAUGAUUGUAUAGACACAAGCCUGCAAAUAUAUUUUUUGUAUUAUUAAAUUACUAUACUGCAUGUCGGAAUGUGAAACUUG
Betta splendens (Siamese fighting fish) is the source of this 5225-nucleotide messenger RNA. RefSeq lists its product as uncharacterized. The coding region runs from base 948 to 2861 and encodes 637 amino acids. The record is from RefSeq and is a predicted model, not a curated record. Lineage: Eukaryota; Metazoa; Chordata; Actinopteri; Anabantiformes; Osphronemidae. The transcript is spliced from 6 exons.